AUGAAUCGCGGAAUCCAAGCAAUUUCUCCGCCGACCAUUCCGCCAGCCAUUCUUGCAAGCACCGCAACGGCACACCACCCUCCUGGCCCGCGACAUUCACAUAACAUGGGCGCGUCAGCAUCAAAACCCGCUCGGGCCGCAGCCUCAGCGGCCACCAGACGACAGUAUCCCAAACAGCCUUCCCCAUCAACAACCACCUCACAUGCCCAAGAACCCACCGCCCCGAAAAGAAAAGCGGGACCAGUCUACCACUCCAAAGAACAGGCCAGCCGGACAAAAACCGAAGCAAUCGACCUCGACGCCCGCGACCCACACUUCGCCGCCUCCCUCCGCUCGAUAGGCCCCGUAAUCCCCAACCCAACCCUCUCUCACUCCAGCACCUUCAAUCGUCCGCCCGCCACCACCACCAGCACUAGCAUCAGCAGCAGCUCCUCCUCCUCUUCCACCUCUUCCUUUUCCGCAACCCCCUCUCCCCCCAACCCCGCCAUCCAAAUCCUCUCCGCCCGCUCCAACCUCGCCAAAUUCGCCGAACAAGAACUCGAGUCCUUCGGCAAACAGAGCCACGCGGGCCGUCAAUUCCUCGACGUCGUCACCAUAAAGCAGAUUCUCGGUAUGAGGGACAGGGAGGGGAUCGGCCCGGACAUGAUCGAGAGGCAUUAUAGGCUAAAGGCGGGAUUGGUCGGCAGAUUAGGGGCGAAGGGGGUUGUGGGCGAGGUUCGAUAAUGAUAAUCUUUUCCUUUUUUUUUUUUUUUUUUAAAAAAGAAAAGGGAACUCUAGGAACUCCUCUGAGGAGUCAUGGUUCCCAACCGCCCUUCUCUAAUCUGUUGGGGAUUUCUUUGCAUGGGUGGAAAUAUUUGGGCCUUUUUGUAUAUUCCAUGGAUAUGGCGAAGGUGAAAGGCGCAAAGGUGAUUUUGAAACCAUCUCUAUUUUACGCAAUCAUAGGCGCGAUUGUAUCUAUGUGCUGUACGAUAUGGAGUCCAUUUA
Molecule: messenger RNA, 984 nt
Organism: Coccidioides immitis RS
Lineage: Eukaryota; Fungi; Ascomycota; Eurotiomycetes; Onygenales; Onygenaceae
Exons: 2
Coding region: 1-723 (240 amino acids)
Source: RefSeq, a predicted model, not a curated record